Messenger RNA from Colletotrichum truncatum, 1818 nucleotides. RefSeq names its product dihydroxy-acid dehydratase. Gene Ontology annotation, molecular function: dihydroxy-acid dehydratase activity. Gene Ontology annotation, biological process: branched-chain amino acid biosynthetic process. The record is from RefSeq and is a predicted model, not a curated record. Gene Ontology annotation, cellular component: mitochondrion. Lineage: Eukaryota; Fungi; Ascomycota; Sordariomycetes; Glomerellales; Glomerellaceae.
AUGUCACCACAGGAGCCUGAGAUGAACGGUAGCACGGCCGCGGGGUACGUGGCGUUCCCGCACCUUGACAGCGACGCGACAAGAGAUGGGCAGCCUGUGCUCAACCGUCAUUCAACUUUCAUCACGCGAGAUCAUGACUUUCCACCUGCAAAAGCAAUGCUCUACGCCGCAGGGGUUCCCGACGAACAUGCGAUGCAGACGAGCCCACAGAUAGGAAUUGCUUCGGUAUGGUGGGAGGGCAAUCCUUGCAACAUGCACUUGGGAGAUUUGGCAGCUACGAUCCAAAAGUCAGUUCAACAGGAAGGAUUUUUGGGCUGGCGAUAUAAUACGAUAGGCGUGUCCGACGGGAUCACUAUGGGGAACGAGGGUAUGAGGUUCUCAUUACAAUCACGGGAGAUCAUAGCAGACAGCAUAGAAACAAUGACCUGCGCCCAAGCCCAUGACGCGUGCAUCGCUAUUCCCGGUUGCGACAAGAACAUGCCUGGCUGUGUUAUGGGGCUGAUCCGCCAUAACCGACCCUCGGUGGUCGUGUACGGAGGCACGCAGAGAGGAGGCUACAGCAAGACGCUCUCACGACCAAUCGACAUCAACACGCCGUCGGAGGCAAGGGGCGCAUAUAUUCUGGGGAAGUUGAUAGAAUGGGCCCCGAACCAGCAGCAUUCUGCUGAAGAAAUCAUCUCUGACAUCGAGAAGAACUCGGUCCCGGGGCCAGGAGCUUGUGGCGGCAUGUACACGGCAAACAGCCUGGCAACAGUGAUCGAAACGUUAGGGCUCUCCGUGCCAGGCUCUAGUAGCUCACCUGCCAUGUCACCCGCCAAGCUCCGAGAGUGCGAUCGAAUGGGGGGAGUCAUCCGAACAUGCCUGGAAAAGAACAUCCGGCCACUCGAUAUCCUUACACGGCAAGCAUUCGAGAAUGCUCUAACCAUGAUGAUGGUAGUUGGCGGCUCAACAAACUCGGUGCUACAUAUUCUCGCAAUGGCGCGAACGGCCGACGUCGAUCUGAGCUUGGAUGACUUUCAGAGAGUGUCUAGCAAGACACCCUUUCUCGCCAACAUGGCUCCUAGUGGAAAACACACCAUGGAAGAUUUGUUUGAUAUUGGCGGUAUACCAUCAGUGAUGAAGCUCUUAGUAGCCGCUAAGCUGUUAGACGGUUCGACGCUCACUGUAACCGGGAAGACGCUCGCCGAGAAUGUCGAAUCAUGGCCAUCGCUGCCGCAAGGACAAGAAAUCAUUCGCUCUCUCGACAACCCCAUUAAGCCUAGUGGCCACAUCGAGAUACUCAAGGGUAAUAUUGCUCCCGGCGGAGCGGUGGCUAAGAUCACUGGCAAGGAGGGCUUAUGCUUUGAAGGCAAAGCAAUGGUGUAUGAUAAAGAGCACCAACUAUGCACGGCACUCGAUAGAGGAGACGUGCCAAGGGACGAGAACGUCGUCCUGGUUGUGAGAUACGAAGGGCCCAAAGGGGGGCCUGGAAUGCCCGAACAGCUACGAGCGUCAGGCACGUUGAUUGGGGGUGGAUUCAAGAAUGUAGCUCUUAUUACCGAUGGUCGGUACUCGGGAGCCAGUCACGGCUUUAUUGUCGGCCACAUCGUCCCUGAGGCUGCUGUCGGUGGCCCUCUCGCAGUUGUGCAAAACGGCGAUGUUAUUCGCAUCGACGCCGUCAACCAUCGCAUUGAAAUGCCCAACGUCACCGACGAAGAGAUCCAGCGACGGAUGCAAGCCUGGAAGCCACCAAAGUUGCCGAUCAGGAAGGGCACCCUGGCUAAGUAUGCUCAUCUUGUGUCUAAUGCUUCGUAUGGAGCAGUUACAGAUGCGUUUUAG